Molecule: messenger RNA, 1170 nt
Organism: Trypanosoma grayi
Lineage: Eukaryota; Euglenozoa; Kinetoplastea; Trypanosomatida; Trypanosomatidae
Exons: 1
Coding region: 1-1170 (389 amino acids)
Source: RefSeq, a predicted model, not a curated record
AUGAGCGUGAGCACCAAAACAAGUCUUACGCUGUAUGGUAGUGGCUCCUACAGUGAAGCACCUAUACCAACCAAUUAUUCAAAGCAGCAGCCAAUACCUCGCUUGUAUCCGGUUUUGGAGGACUGUUCAGUGCGUCACGCUGACGUGGAGAACCUCCCGCCGUCUGUGCCCGGUGCUGUGGCUACUUCUGUUUGUGCUGCUGGUGGUGGUGGUGAUGUUGUGGCUAUGGCGAACGCACCCGUGAAGGAGAGGAGGGGUGGAUCUCUCCACGGGAGUACAAAACGUCCUAGUGUGGUGGAAUAUGAGGUGAAAUGGAAGGGCUUGACAGCAAAACAGAUUCUACGGAACUUGAUGCCUGUUAAAAUUCAUUAUAAGAUGCAUUUGCUCUUCCAAGAAGAACGAAGGGGUCGGUAUCUCAUCGCAAACGAGGAGUUCACGGAGUUUACUGAAAUUCACAUUCAAUGUGUCUAUGGAGCGCCUAUCCGCGAAGAGCUCCUCCACUGGGAACCUUCGAAGAAGGUAUCGCGACAUAUGCUACAUCUUAAUCGACUGUGCCGAGACUCUUCUAAAGUGAUGUCAUUAACUCCCUGCGUCCGCAGGCCCAGUGUAAACGAUGACACCUUGCAUACACCUAGAACGCAUGCCCUCAUAGCUGAAGACAGCAUAUUCUCUUCGGACUCCAGGCUGUCGCUUUCCCUUCCGAAGGCCGAUACGGUUCUCGCCAGCAGACUAGCUACCUUUGACGACACACUGAGUAGGAACCUCUCAUAUGGGGAGUGUGCAACAGAGUGCAAGCGGCAUCGGUGUUCAAGGUCGGGUAGCUGUGGUAACAAUAGCGUUGCUUCUGUCUUGACCGUAACUCGUCGACUGACAGCGUCUGAGGAGACAGUGCCGCAUGACGAGGCCCGCACGCCGCCUAAAAAAGACGCUGAUAGAUACGACAGUCUUGUUUUGUCCCUCGCAGGGACUUCGCCUAGGAGUGACAACUCACUGGAACGCUCAAUUGGCUUCACUGCACAACGCGGGGCUGAUGCAUCACUUGACACCGAUGGUUCACUGGAGCGCUCUAUUAAUGAUGUACUACCCAGCGAUUCUUUUACUAUGGCGCGUUCGUUUGGCAGUGGCACACCGCCAGACUUUGUCAGUCUGAGUGAUGAAAAUGAGAAUUAG